UUCUCAUGUAGAACAAGCCCCCCAUUUUAUUCAAGUGUCUCCCACCAGCAUGAUGUAAUUUGAUGCUGUGGAGAGCUUUCCAAGGCUGCCUGCAUGGUGUAGUGCGCAAAGCCUAUUGUUUAGACACAUUGCAAGAUGACAACACAAUGUGUUUCCCACUGGUCACCAGGUUUUGCAGUGGUCCUCUGAAUUUCUCCAUCACAAACAACAUUCAAUUCUUUGGUCUAAAGCACUUUCUGCAUUCUAGUUGGUUCCGCAUUAGCAGCAUUCAAUAUCGCUGUCCAUGGCACAAGUAGUGUCCUUCACAUUUGUCACAGAACAAGGAGAACAGGUUCUUCCACACCGACACUAAAGGCGCGCUUUCUUUACAAAAGGGAGAGAGGGGUGAUCCGUGUAGCGGUGGCAGGAGAGAGUAACCAGAGACAUUCCCAGGGGUUUUCCUGGCCGUAGUCUGGCAGCAGGUCCGUGGGAGUGAAGGAAGAGAUGUUUAACUGCUGAUGGGUAAUUUGGAGCUCUCCUCAACGGCAUUAGGAGGAAAUCAAAUAAAUGUGCAUUGACUGGAAGAAAAGAGAGCUACGGCAGUGAGUUUUCCUCAGAGAUCCCAGUGGAGCCAUUUGAACCAGUAACCAAUGGCAACAGUCCAGGCCCUGUCCUUGAACCAGGACCCCAGCAAAAGCAUCUGUGCCGUUUAUCCGACAUCCUCUUUGGCAUCAGGCCGCUGCGUCAUGGGAAGUGUAGGCAGCCUAAUCGAGAAACCAGACGUGUCACCAACCAAGAGCAAUAGAGCAGUUCCACAAGUAUCAGGACGUCAUAACCACGGCCUGCUCAAGAAGGGUUUCAACCAGAGAGAGCUGCUUAACUAUCUGAACAUAACCAAGAAGGAAGCGAAGGGCAGCAAACACAUCAUCUCUGGCACAUCCUCCAUCAAGAGAGAGCACAGGAGCGAGGAGAACGACAUCUACACUAAGGUCUACCACCGAGAUGGAAAAGAGCUUGAUUUGGGAAAGAACUCACUUCCCAUAGGUGGCAAGUUUGAUAAGCCACGUUUCAGACCGUCCGCCUUUAAACCGGUCACCCCCAAAAACUUCAGUUCCAUGCAGAACCUCUACCCUUCCAAGUUGGAGGAGCUAGAGAGCGGCUUAACCAACAGCAUGCAUCCAUCCUAUGCCAAAGCAGCGCCCAAAUCGCUGUCCACCUCUUCCUCGUCCUCCUCCCCUUCACGGCCAGGCAUGAGCACCAGAAAAGGAGUUCUAGCAGCAGCAGCCCGGGGCCACAGCCAGGAAGAGGAGAACACGUCCGACUCGGGACACAACUCCAUGAACAGCCUGCCGCCCUAUCGGCCGCCGUUCCGCCCUCACUUGGGACAAAUCAGCGCCUCUAUGGGUCACAUCAAUCACAUCGGCUCACUGGAUCGCAGUUCGCUGGGCUCCAAGGGAGCCGCUUCCACAGUCACAGACGUGUCCUGUCACAGUAUGGCUACGCUGAACCGCCUGCAGUGCUAUGGAAGCGAGGCCCCGCCCCCCUACGAGCUGUCACACUCUAUGGAGGACGUGGUGAGGGACCUGGAGGAACGCCUGCAGGAAAAGGAGCACGAGCUACGUCAGAUGAGGAGGAACUUGGAUGAGAGCGAAGAUGCCAUUGCACAGGUUUUUGAAGGGAAGCAGCGGCUCUGGGAGAAGGAGGUUACAGAACUGAAACACCUGUACACUGCCAAACUGCGCCAGGUAUCCCAGCAGUCCCAGCGUUCCCAGCGAAACCUGCAGCUGCAGCUGUAUAAGGUACAGCAGGAACGCAACCGGCUGCAGGAGGACCUGGAUUCUGUCAGGCUUGAGUGCCAGACCCUGAAAAGUCAAAGCCCAGCGGGACAAAGCCAGAACAUUAAUCCCCAGCUGGAAGAGACCCAAUGGGAGGUCUGCCAGAAGUCUGGAGAAAUCGCUUUACUGAAGCAACAGUUCCGAGACUCUCAGGCAGAGGUCACACAGAAGCUGAGCGAUAUCUUCCUCUUAAAGACUCAGCUGCACGAGGCGCGUAAUCAGAUGCAGAGCAAGGACAGCCAGAUCGACAUGCUACAGAUGGCCCUACAGGGUGCCCGCCGGAAAUGCCCCUUGCCUGCUUUCGAGGACACUCGAGCGGAUGCGGGUGAGACAGGAGGAGCCAGUGCCACGGAGGAGCGUCUCAGAGCUGAACUGCUGCUGGAAAGGCGCCAGAACGAGGCGCAGACUUCAGCUUUUGAAAAUGAGAGAAGCACAUGGCAGAACGAGAAGGAGAAGGUGAUACGCUACCAGAAGGAACUGCAGGCCAGCUACCUGGAGAUGUACCACAAGAACGAGGCCUUAGAGAAAGAACUGGCAAUGCUGAGAGGGGGCCGGGCCAGAGUGGAAGAGGGGGGAGCAGGGGGCGGAGAAGAGGAAGCAAAGCCGCCCACUGGUCUGCCCUGGAUAGAGAGGAUUGAGUCCUCUGAAAUCUGACUUUGCAAAUGUUCUUUAGCAUCUGAGAUUAGAUUGACGACAACAGCUCUGGAUCCUGUUUCACUUCUGAGACAAUGAAUAAACUAUAAAUAAAUAAUCUACAAGUUUGACCAAAAAGUGUACCAAAUAGAGGCGCAAGCUGAAUAUUAUGCGCCGUUUUGUAUCACAGAAAGAUUGAAAUGAAUUUUGUUAAAAAAUCUGAAUCAUCAAAACUAUUCUUUUUGCAAAAAUGAAAUGAUAAAUAAUCUGAUUUUAUUUUAAACACAAUAUUUGUUUUCAGAUCCUAAAUCAUUUACAAUGGUUUAAUUAAAAACCAAUAGAUGCUUUAAAAUUAGCUUUACUGGAGUGUUCUAGCACUAUUAUUUCAUUGAUUCUAUAUUUUGGGCUUUAGGUACUGGAUAAUACAAGACAUCAUAUUAUUCAAAGAAUGAAAUCAGUUAAGUGUGCAUUCUCUAAAUGCAUGAUGCACUUUAAAUGCACACAACUCAUGAGUUGUCCUUUGCAUUGGAAAACAUGUCAACAGCUGAUCCAUAUAGAAGCAUUUCUGCUACUAUGUCUAUUGAUGUGUGCUGCUGGGUUUUUCUGUUCUUUUGACCCAAGAUGUUUAUAUCUGCAUGAAUGUGAAACGAAAAUUCUGGUAAGUUUGAUGCCAUUGUGUGCACAGGACUGUGGAAAAGUCUUCAGUGAUCGUAAGGGUGUGAAAAACUGUGACUUAAUUGAUAAAAACUACUGAAUAUUUCAUAUUCUGUUUCAUGUAAUAAUUGUAUAGAUUUGUACUAUACACGUAUGGUGUUCUUUACCUCAAACUUGCAUAAACCUUGCCAUUUCCUUUAAAUUGACUGAAGAUUAUUACCCCCUUGUUCUGUAAAAAAGCUCUAAAAUGUGUCUUCCAGGUAAUGUAAAAUAAAAGUUUAAAAUGUG
Rhinichthys klamathensis goyatoka is the source of this 3389-nucleotide messenger RNA. RefSeq names its product NEDD4 binding protein 3 (gene n4bp3). Lineage: Eukaryota; Metazoa; Chordata; Actinopteri; Cypriniformes; Leuciscidae. The record is from RefSeq and is a predicted model, not a curated record. Gene Ontology annotation, cellular component: cytoplasmic vesicle. The coding region runs from base 630 to 2468 and encodes 612 amino acids. The transcript has 5 exons.